Messenger RNA from Puccinia graminis f. sp. tritici CRL 75-36-700-3, 2987 nucleotides. RefSeq lists its product as uncharacterized. NCBI's taxonomy places the organism in Eukaryota, Fungi, Basidiomycota, Pucciniomycetes, Pucciniales, Pucciniaceae. The record is from RefSeq and is a predicted model, not a curated record. The transcript has 5 exons. Bases 634 to 2664 code for a protein of 676 amino acids.
UGUUCCCUUUCAGUGAGAAUUUGAAUGACGCAAGAAUCGUCUUGGUAUUCUGGAAGUGUGAUCCCGUUUGACUACGCAGGCUGAUAGUUAAUCAUUGAAGUCCUUCAAGCGGUUGCUACUUCCCUUGACAGGCAGUUGCUCUCUCCUCAUACCAUCUUCCCCCAUUUCUCCCAGGAGCUUUUACGAAGUUCUCCCUCCCACUGCCUCAUCUUUAUCUGGCUCGGUACUUCCAUCUUCCCUAUUCCCAUAGAGUGAACAAUAAACAUUUGUAGAGUGUGACCCAUUCCUCCAAAGCCACGGUUAGCUUUUGCUUGGCAACCUAGCAAGCCUCUGUCUGCUCACUACGCACUUCUCUCCAACCUCAAUACCGAAUUCCCGAGGGAAACUCAGGAUUGUUCUAGGCAACUCUAGCCUAAGUGCUCUGCAUAACCCGUCUACAAAAUCGUAAUUUAACUCAUCAGAGAUAGCCAACCCAAUAUCUCUUUGCUUGUUUUUUCGCUUGUCUUUCAAUUCUUCAACGCGCAUCCCGACCGCUUCUCAAGGCCGUCUAUCCACUCAGUGCUUCAUCUUGAUUUGUUGGCUACAAUUUCUUUGCUUCGUGUCUCUUGUUUCCUCAGAACUUUCAGUUUCAUCAUGGUCUCGCAUUCCUCGAUUCCUCCGAAGUCUUCGGCGGCCCAUCGAGCCCUUGGUGUGCCAGUGCAAGAAGAGCUUCUCAAUCUCUCAUCGGCAGCCCGUAGUCGGCUCUAUGUGACCUCAUCAGGGGGCAUUGGAAACGUGAAUACGCCUGAUUCGACCAACCAGAACCCUCACAGAGGAUCUCUCAAUCCUCUGUCGCCCGGAAACGUUCUCAAGCUUCCUUGGAAGAAAAACAAGCGCGUUCCUGUCAAGGGCUCGUUAUACAUUUCCCCGUCUUCACCCGAGUCCUCACAGUCGGAUUGUGCGACUUGGCAAAGUACCACCGACUCCCGUAGUGACGAAAACCACUCGUCAAUCAGCUCCACGGGCGCGCAUUCAUCAAGAAUCCUUGACGCAGUUUCCCUGUGGAAUCUUAAGACUCCCUCUGAGUCUAAAUUCCCGCCACCUGUUCAGCCCUUCUCACCCCCUCCUGCUGUACCCCUCAGAAAUCACCAGUCUAUGGAAAUUAUUAAAGCCAACUCAGACCUGGGUCCCAGCGGUAGCCGGUCUCCCUUGUGCUCACCGUCAGCCUACAACGCGUCUUCUUCCCUGCGGUCACUAUCGAUCCCUCCUUCUCACGAACAAACCUCUUCUGGCCAAUUCGGCGAAAGGAUCUCAUCAAAACCGCGCGACGAUGGGUUGAGAGGCCCGGGCUUUCACCCUGAUUACUUCUCGCAGUCGGCUCAGUCUACAGAGGCUUCCACCGCAACUACACAAUCGAAAGAUACCCUUUGGGACGCUCAGCCUGAGAAGUCAUUGACCAACAUCCGGUUCGCCGAUCACUUGGCGAAUGUGAAAAUUGCCGAAGCACAAACUAUGCGAAACUUGUUAUCCCCGUCGCCACACCUUCGCCAAAACGGGCCAGGUCCCAAGCUUAAUGGGUCUUGCCCUAGUAGAGCCAUGAGCGUUGAUAUCUCAAGUCGACUUAAACCGUCCGGAAGUCUGAAAAAAUAUCCCGAUCCGCCCGCCAAAGCUCAGUUUCCUGCUCUCGUCUCACGAUCCGAUGAGGCUGGUCCGCCCGUCCGCGUCAAUGAAGUAGUUCCUCGCGCAAGCGUGGCCAAAAGAUCUCAAAGUCAAGACGCUCCAUCGCGAUCCCCUCUCUCCUUGAUCCACAAUCUUGAUGGUGCUGGUGGUUGGAGUAGCCUUCGUUCGUCACUGGAUGUAAACAAUGGACCUCCCAGCAACGCGCCUGUUUCAUUUUCCGAUUUGGUUGUUGAUCCAGAUGGCUUCUUGGUAGUAAUGUCGCCGGCUUCUCGUUCGGCCACUCCACAAACCGAGAAGAAGGCCUCUGUUGACGAGGGACGGACCCCAAUCAAUUCGUCACCCCCAACUUCUCCUAUGAAAUACUUGGACCUCAUCAAUUCAGCUGCCGUGAGCGCUGGGACCAAAGCAAGAGGCCGAAGGCGCACUCAGGUUGAGGGCAUUACAACGGAAAAUGCUUCAGAAACAGGGCACAACGCGACUAGUCAUACGAGGAUGAACAGCAGUUGUAGCCUUGAGAGUAGCUGCUGUAGUCAUGAUAGCAAUGCCAGUAGUGGUGGGGUUGAUCAUAAAUCCUAUCCAUCUGGUUCUUCCGCUACCUCCUCCAUGCGGUCCUCGGUCGGGGGUAAGGAAGAAGAGCGCCCUUCCCCGCCCAACCGUCGAUCCAGUACAGAUCAACUCAGCCCGACUGAAGACAUGUCAGAUUCCUUAGAACUUGAGGACGAGCUUGAAGGUGUCAAACUCAUGAUCGGUUCUAGAGCAGUUUGCCCCAAGUUUCCCUUACAACAUCUCCAGUAUCGUCAAUUACAACCUCAGUUGCGCCAACCAUUGCUCCCGCCAAUUUUGCUCACACCAUCGUCUCCAUCAACUAACAAAGAAAGCCAACAACAAACUUCGAAUAACUCUUCCCUUGGUCAAAUUUUGGGAUUCUAUCAACACGGAUCUACAACCGGAAGUCAGAGCUCAACCGAUCUAAAUCCUCCAGGUGAAAUCGGUACCGCCAUGUGAAUCCCCCUCCUAUGAGAUUAACUCUUGAAAAGUUCAUGAAUCUUGAAGAAUCUUUCUUUUCCCUUCAUAUCUGAUCAAAAGGAUUAAUGUUUCUUAUCGCUUCAAAUUUAAUAUACACGCAAUCUGUUAACAUAAAUACUUGCUUAUUAUUUUUGGCACUCCGGCUCCCUCAAAGUUAUGUCCUCCUGUGUAAUUUCGUCUCUGUAAUCCCCAUGCAUUAUAUAUAAAUCUUUCUUUCUGGUACAUAAUCCUCCAAUCGUUGUGAAUAUUUUCGUCGACAGAUCAAAGGAGAGUUAAAUAUAUAUAUAUAUAUAAUCGUUGCC